UGACAGCAGCUUGUGAAUACACAUCUCUUCUCUCUGGUUCAACGAGGUUAUGUUUCUCUAGCUGCGCGUUUUUCUCAGCGUUUUUGACUUAUUUUUCCUCAGUUGUCCACAACUUACAUAUGUGUUUAAUAAGCAGCCAGAUCGUCUGUCAAGCUUGAAACAUUGAAACCAGCGAUUGUUUGGACUUUUCAAGAUUCAAGAUCUUGGGGAUUCUUGGGGAUUUUUUCUCCCCUUUUUAUUACACUGCACUAUAGCCUACAACCUCGCUGGACGGGCAUAUCAAAAUUGACGUUUUUUAUGAAACAAUAAGGAAUUUUGGAUGAAAGCUGUUUGUUUUCCAGCCAGCAACCAGCACCAAAGCUCAAAUAAUUAACAAAAAUAGUAUCACCAGCUGCUUAAAAACACUUUUCUGCGUGACAAUCUGGCAACCCGUGCCCACAUCGAUCUGACUGAGCUAUCAGUCAAGUAUUUUUGUCUAUUUUUCUAGUAGUUAACAGUGUUUGCUGUCAGCAUCAGAGCCUAAACCUCACCAAGAGCAGAACUAAAGCUGAGAGCUAUUAUCUCUUCUAUAAAAGUCUUCAGACCUUCCUUACUGUACAUGCUGUCAGUGAAGGGUUGCCAGAUUGUGUCCACCUGGAGGGGUUCUGAUGCUCGUGUCGUGAUAAAGUCCGAAAUCUCGUUUAACAUGAACAGGACUAGUUAACUAGUUACUUCUUGGCAGCUGAGGAACAUUUCUUAUUCGAUUUGAUCAAAACCAGCGUGUUUAGAUUGUUUUUUGUACACAUUUCUGAUUUUCUCAACACCUAAACAUCUCCAUACAAAAUUCUUCAGUUUUUCUGGAUCAGGAAGAAGCUUGAAGGAACGAGAGGCUGCUGUUUGUUUCUGACCCGGAUUGUCGUUUUUAAAUCGCUGUUUAUUGCUUAAAAUGACGGCUAUUGAGAAACUGCAGAUGUUGAUCGAAGCAGCAGAAUAUCUCGAGCGAAGAGAAAGAGAAGCGGAGCACGGCUAUGCCUCCAUGUUACCCUUCACCAGCAGCAAAGACAGAGAUGGCUUGAAGAGAAAAACCCAAAACAAGAAAAACUGCAGCAGCAGGUCUACACACAACGAGAUGGAGAAGAACAGGAGGGCACAUUUACGGCUGUGUUUGGAGCGCUUAAAAUCCCUCGUGCCCUUAGGACCAGACUCAAACCGGCACACAACCCUCCGCCUCCUCACGAGGGCUAGAGAACACAUCAAGAGGCUGGAGGAUAGUGAGAGGAAGGCCCAGCACACUAUAGACCAUCUACAGAGAGAACAGAGACACCUGCACAGACGCCUGGAGCAGCUCGGCGUGGAGCGCACACGCAUGGACAGCAUGGGCUCCUCAGACAAAUCUGACUCCGACCAAGAAGAGGUGGAUGUUGACGUGGAAGGAACAGACGAUCUUCUGAGAGACCUGGAGUGGAGCAUGAGCAGCGUGAGCGACUCGGACGAGCGAGGAAGUUUGCGCAGCAGCUGCAGUGAUGAAGGCUAUUUCAGUGCCAGUGUCCGGCGACCCGCUGACCCUCGGGACAAGAGCCCUGCGCUGACCUGCAGUCUAUAAGAGCACACAUCUGCCCUCGUCUCCAGAUGUACCUCCACACAGCUGCUCUAAUACUCCAGGAGGAAGCUCGAGGAAAGUGUUGGAUGUGUGUCCACUGACCAGACCUCAGUGACCUCACUGCCUUCGUCCAAUCAGAUCGUCCAGGCCAUUUGCCUUUGCUCCCAUCAUGCUGUCCUGGAGAAAAACCCUUAAAGCCAGAUGAAGAAUGUCUCUCAGAACCGUCCGGACGCUGCGCUGGGUCACAUGACCUGUUGUGCUCUUCCUCUAGCAGUCAGAAGACUUCCAACAGUGAGACGUUUAAUGUUUCUGAAGAAGUCACCUAGCCAUUUAUUUGAUCCCAAAUACAGCAGUAAAAAUGUUAAAUAUUUUCACUAUUUAAAAUAACUGAUUUUUAUUUGAAUAUGUUUUAAAAUCUAAUUUAUUUUUGUGAUUUCAAAGCUAAAUGUUUAGCAUUUCUCUAGUCACAUGAUCCUUCAGAAUAUAUCAUUCUAAUAUUCUGAUUUGCUGCUCCAAAAACAAUUAUUUUUCUAUAAAGUGGAAUUUUUUCAGAUUUCUUUGAUGAAUAGAAAGUUCAACAGCAUUUAUCUGAAAUAUAAAUAUUUUGUAAAAUUAUUAAUGUCUUUAUAGUCACUUUUAAAGCACCCUUGCUAAAUGAAAAGAUUCUAAAAAAUUAUAUAAUUAAUUUCACUCCUUAAUUUCUUUUUUUAUUUUGUCAUUUUUAUACAUUUUUGUUCUUUACAAAGUAUGACUAUGCAUUCAUCAAAGAAUCAUGAAAGAUUAUCCAACUGUGUUCAACAUUGAUAAUAAUCAGAAAUGUUUCUCGAGCAGUAAAUCAUCAUAUUAUUCUGAUUUCUGAAGAUCAUGUGACACUGAAGACUGGAGGAAUGAUGCUGAAAAUACAGCGGAGCAUCACAGAAAUACAUUACACUUUAACACAGAUUCACACAGAAAACAGAUGAUUUAAAUUGUAAAAAUAUGUUCCAGUUUUACUGCUUUUGCUGUACUUUGGAUUAAAUAACUGCAGGCUUGGUGAACAGAAUUCUUUAAAAUCUUGCGGUUCAGAAAGGUUUGACUGCUAGUGGGAAGUCGUGGCCUAAUGGUUAGAGGGUUGGACUCCCAAUCGAAGGGUUGUGAGUUCUAGUCUCGGGCCGGACGGAAUUGUGGGUGCGGGGAGUGCAUGUACAGUUCUCUCUCCACCUUCAAUACCACGACUUAGGUGCCCUUGAGCAAGGCAUCGAACCCCCAACUGCUCCCCGGGCGCCGCAGCAUAAAUGGCUGCCCACUGCUCCGGGUGUGUGCUCACAGUGUGUGUGUGUGUGUUCACUGCUCUGUGUGUGUGCAUUUCGGAUGGGUUAAAUGCAGAGCACAAAUUCUGAGUAUGGGUCACCAUACUUGGCUGAAUGUCACUUCACUUUCUU
Messenger RNA from Carassius gibelio (silver crucian carp), 3000 nucleotides. Its product is annotated as max dimerization protein 1-like. Gene Ontology annotation, biological process: negative regulation of transcription by RNA polymerase II. The transcript is spliced from 6 exons. Bases 926 to 1582 code for a protein of 218 amino acids. The record is from RefSeq and is a predicted model, not a curated record. Lineage: Eukaryota; Metazoa; Chordata; Actinopteri; Cypriniformes; Cyprinidae. Gene Ontology annotation, molecular function: protein dimerization activity; DNA-binding transcription factor activity, RNA polymerase II-specific; RNA polymerase II cis-regulatory region sequence-specific DNA binding.